Messenger RNA from Arachis duranensis, 1450 nucleotides. RefSeq names its product serpin-ZX. The record is from RefSeq and is a predicted model, not a curated record. Gene Ontology annotation, molecular function: serine-type endopeptidase inhibitor activity. Bases 1 to 1266 code for a protein of 421 amino acids. The transcript is spliced from 2 exons. NCBI's taxonomy places the organism in Eukaryota, Viridiplantae, Streptophyta, Magnoliopsida, Fabales, Fabaceae.
AUGGUCAUGCCCAAAAAUAAAUUCUAUGUUGUUUUCCAUGGAAAAAAACCUGGGAUCUACAACAAUUGGCCAGAGUGUUUCGCUCAGGUAAAUGGUUUCAGUGGUAACCUGCACAAGUCCAACCAAAAUGACGUCGCGUUCAGCAUCGCCAACCACAUACUAUCCAACCACUCUGGCAACAACAACAUAGUGUUUUCGCCCUUAUCGCUCCACGUCGUGCUCAGCAUCAUCGCUGCUGCUUCCAAGGGUCCCACACGCGAUCAGAUUCUCUCCUUUCUCCGAUCGAAAUCCACCGACAAUCUCAACUCCUCCGUCUCUCAUCUUGUCACCAUCGUCCUCGCCGACGCCACUCCCGCCGGCGGCCCUCGCCUCUCUUUCGCCGAUGGUGUCUGGGUUGAUCACUCCCUUUCUCUCAACCCUUCCUUCAAACAACUCGUCAACAACGAUUAUAAGGCUGUUUUGGCUUCUGUUGAUUUCCAGACAAAGGCUGUUGAAGUGAGCAAGGAAGUUAAUUCUUGGGCUGAAAAGGAGACAAAUGGCCUCAUUAAGGAGGUCCUUCCAGCCGAGUCAGUUGACGGCUCAACUAGGCUCAUCUUUGCCAAUGCAAUAUACUUCAAAGGUGCAUGGACUGAGAAGUUUGAUGCACAAAUGACGAAGGACCACAACUUUCACCUUCUUGAUGGAAGCUCGGUUAAAGCCCCCUUCAUGGUCAGCAAGAAGAAACAGUUAAUUAGUGCUUUCGAUGGUUUCAAAGUGCUUGGCCUUCCUUACAAGCAGGGAGAAGAUAAGCGCCAGUUCUCCAUGUACUUGCUCCUUCCUGAUGCAACAGAUGGGUUGUCGGCUUUGGUUGAGAAGGUGAGUUCUGAACGCAGUUUCUUGGAACGCAAGCUUCCUCGUCAAAAAGUGGAAGUAGGUGACUUCAGGAUCCCAAAAUUCAAGAUUUCUUUUGGGUUAGAAACUUCGAUUGUAUUGAAGGAGCUAGGAGUGGUGUUGCCUUUCGAAGGUGGAGAUUUGACUGAAAUGGUGGAUUCUUCUGUGAGUCAAAAUCUGUAUGUGUCCAGCAUAUAUCAUAAGUCAUUUAUUGAAGUAAAUGAGGAAGGAACUGAAGCUGCAGCAGCCAGUGCCGUGACCAUAAAAUUGAGGAGUAUCCAAUUUCCAACCAAGAUAGACUUUGUAGCUGAUCACCCAUUCUUGUUCCUCAUCAGAGAAGAUCUGACUGGGACUGUCCUCUAUAUUGGGCAGGUGCUCAAUCCUCUUGCUAACUGAUGUUAGUAGUCACACGUGAGAGUGUGAGACAAACAUAUUACUACCUACUAGUGAUUAGAGGGUGUUUCGCCCUUGUUCUGCUGUCCUGUUUCUAUUAUGAUCCACAAAUUUGUGACCGUUUGACAUGUGAAUCUUGUAUGUAAAUUAGUAAUCAGAUAUACAAACGGGUGGUGUAAUUGUUUCA